Owenia fusiformis is the source of this 836-nucleotide messenger RNA. The record is from the annotation of a GenBank genome assembly. Lineage: Eukaryota; Metazoa; Annelida; Polychaeta; Sabellida; Oweniidae.
UUCCAAAAUAGGAGAGCAAAAUGGAGGAAGACUCAGAAGCAAAGAGACAAGGGUAAGAAACCAGCUACCUGUGGAGUUCAGAGCUCACCCUGUACUGAACCUGGCAGUGGCAGGGAUCACCCUGUACAAACUGGGCAAAUGGGCUCCUCAAUUUUAAGUGGACAAUCCAUUCUGGACAACCAGUCCUUAUUAGCUAAUCAAUCCAUAUUAGCUGACCAGUCUAUAUUAGCUAAUCAAUCCAUAUUAGCAGGUGAAGCAAUGUUAACGAGAACUCCAUACGGAAUCAAUCGUUCUCUCCAUGGCGAUCAUAAUGGACAGGUACAAACAAGCCGAUCCGUCCUUAUAAGGCAAUCUACACUACCCGGGCAGUCCAUGACACCAGGGCCCUUAUAUGGACUAAAUCACAACCAACGUGACACAUCAUACUCUUUCCCAUCAGAGCUUGCGUUCCUUUACGCAGCACAAGGCUAUGAUUGGUUGACAAGAAUGCGAUAUAAUAACACACCAGGCCAAGACGUGACAUUGAGAAAUCACGAAAAACUUACAGAAAAUGUGAACAUUGACACUAUGAUGAGACAUCAUAGACAUUUGACAUUUGGGACUGCAUUCAUGCCACUCCCUAAUGACAUCACACAUUACUCUUUAAUGGACCUUCGUAAAAAGGCCAGAAUGCAUAGGUUGUAAAUUAAUGUCACAAUACAGGGUGGGCCAUAAAAUUAAGAUAUGUGGAACAUAGGGUGGGCCAUAAAAAUGGGGUAUGUGGAAAAUAGGGUGGGCCAUAAAAAUGGAGUACAUGUAUGUGGAAUAUAGGGUGGGCCAUAAAAAUGGGGUAUGUG